Messenger RNA from Trypanosoma cruzi, 4311 nucleotides. Its product is annotated as cleavage and polyadenylation specificity factor, putative. Gene Ontology annotation, molecular function: nucleic acid binding; protein binding. The transcript has a single exon. The record is from RefSeq and is a predicted model, not a curated record. Gene Ontology annotation, cellular component: nucleus. Lineage: Eukaryota; Euglenozoa; Kinetoplastea; Trypanosomatida; Trypanosomatidae. Bases 1 to 4311 code for a protein of 1436 amino acids.
AUGCUGCACGCGGCUGUGAAACCUAGUCUUCCAGCGUCAGGCGUCACACAUUCUCUUGUCGGGCAAUUUUCUGCCGGGCUUCCGGCAGGGGUGAGAGAGUUGAUUCUGUUCAAGAAGAAUAAACUUGAGCUUUGGCGUAUUUCAUGUGGCGAGGAGUGGGUGUCCUCCCUUUCUUAUGUCGCCAGCACACAGCUGAACGCACCACCGGUCUCCGUUGCCAUCUGCCGGCCUCCUGGGUUUGCUGUUGACGUUAUCGCCAUGUGCCUUGAUGAUUUUCAUGUUUCAUUUGUUCAGUACGACCCAGUUCGUAUGCGUCUUUCCACGUUGGCACUCGUUCAGUUGGACGACCGGGAGGUAGUGAAUGAUGUGAUGCCAUUGGAACCCAUCAUGCGUGCGGAUCCAACAGGUCGCUUUGUUGCAGUUUUGGCACGCCGUCGUCAUAUGUUCUUGAUUCCCUUGUUGGGUCUUACUCGGUCCGAAAAUGGUGAUUGCGUCACCGGAAUUCAUUUGGAGGCUGAAAAUAACACCAAACUGAAGGAGGCCAUGACACCUGUAGAUGAUUGGGGUGAUGAGGACGACUACAAGGGACUUGCUGAGGAAACGGAUCCAUCCAUUCCGCCCGAGAAGGAGACGACGGUCCAUAUAGAGCCUGAGAAACACGAUUCGAGGGUUGCAGAUGCCUUUGAUGGACUACUGCACAUUGGUCAUCUCUCCAUGUUUUCCGUCUCACUAGCAGUAAAUGGUGUCAUUCGCUAUGUUCGGGACAUGCAAUUUAUUGAGUCUUCAGGAGAACCCAUUGUUGCCUUUUUGUGCGAACGGCACCCUACAUGGGCGGGUCGUGUGAAAUUGGUGGAAUGGCGCACUAAGGCGGUUGAAUCUAAAAUGUUGUCAUCCCAAAUUGUUUGGGUCCAAAUAUCGGCUGCAUCCACGUCCAACCGAAAGUUACUCCUCAUUGGCGAGGUCGACGAUGUGCCAUACAACGUGACACACAUGACUCCCGUCGGGCCAUUUUCACAGAUUCCCUCCGGUGUCAUUUGCUACGGAAUCAACACUGUGAUGCACGUCACAACAAAGAGAGGGUAUGGAGUCUAUUUGAACAAUGGCGGAAUGGAGGAGUGUGCAAACAGCAAGUCAUCCGCCAUGUCGUAUGGAAAGGUGGGUUGGUGCGAUCCGAAGAUGGAAGCCUCGACGGCUCUUUUCAAGGUGAAUCUCUCCUUGGCAAACUGUACUGCUUCCUUCAUGAGCAUUGUAAACGAGAUGCUUCACUUACUUGUCGUAUCGGAGGAAGAUGGAGUGGUGCUAACACUUUCCAUCACGGCACAGAGCUCAUCCGUUCAAGGCAUUCGUAUCGCCAUCCUCGGUACCGGCUGCUACUGUUCAGGCAUUGCCCGUAUUGGAGAUCAAAUUGUGUUUUUGGGUUCCGCCUGCGGCGACUCAUGCAUUGCUAAAGUUGACAUGUUCCACAGCGAUGUUGCCAAACGAUUUCAAAUUAUAGAAAGCAUGGAAGCUAUUGGCUUUAUUUCGGAUGUUGACGUUGUGGACUGUACUUCGAUGGAUGAAACCGACCCGAAUCAACUAAAUGGUGUAAAUAAUUCUUCCUUGUGUGACACACCGUAUGCUGAGUUGCUGGGAAGAACAAUAUUGGAGCCGAUGCCAAGCGUGUCAAUCGCGGAGUGUCGUGCGGUAAUGGAUUUGGCCGUCUGCGCGGGUCGCGGUGGGACCGGUUCUCUUUUUGUGUUGCGACAGUCCGUCCGAAACAAAGUCUUCCGCCGCGAGAACGUGAACGCAAUUUCUGCAUUCUUCUUGGAAACAUCUCAGGUGCAUAAACGCUCGCGUGCGGAGCAUGAGGGGGAGGAAGGAGCGACACAACAUCCACCGCAGCCAUCGCCACCUUACUUACUUCUCACGGGGCUUUCAUUCACACUUCUUUUUGCUGUGCGUGGGGAAUCAUUACUGCACGUGCGUCGCUCCGAGUUCCUCACGGCAUAUCGAACGGUGUUCGCAACAGAGAUCCCAUGGUUGAAUGCCCUGCUGCAAGUGACAGAGAAGGAGGGGCGCCUAAUAUCAUUUGAUGGGAAAACACUACUGCAGAAGUUCAAUUUUAUGUCAGAGCGGGAGGCGGGGAAGAAGCGAUUUGUUAAAGCUGCUUCUAUCGCAGCGGAUUUAAUGCUCUUUUUUCCUCUCUUAGAGGAUGGGACUCUUUUUCGACUUGCGCUGAAGGCAGCAAAAACGGCUCCCACCAAGGAAGUAUUUGCAGAGGGAGUCACUGCCUUUGCCUUGUGGCCAGAGCAGCGGCGUGUGGUAAUUUUUUUUACGGAUGGUACCAUGACUAUCAAGGAGAUGGAAUCUUGCGAAGUGUGUGCAACUUUCCCACAGUUUGCCAAUUUGCCGCAGUACAGCACUCCUGCCACUGACGAAUCGAAUAAAGAGGCACGUGAUGAUGAAGCACUACCUCAGGUGUCUCACGUGGAGAUAGUCACAAUGCGCGACGAUAACACGGUAGAGGCGACAGCACUUGUUGUCAUUCUUACUACAGGGGAAUUGGCCGUCUAUAAGGUUAUCUCGUCCGACGCUUUUGGCCCGCUUCGCCUAAAGAAGUCGAUGCAUCACUUUUUAGAUCAUAAAGCAGAACGUGAGGUGAUUGAGUCUAUUGAAAUGAAGAGAAAACGGUUGCAGCGGGAACGUGGAGUGGUUGAAAAUGACACCCAAUUAAUGCGACAGUACAGUCGCCGCAUUGUUCCUUUUGAUGCCAUUGGUGGAAAUACAGGGGCAUAUGUGUGUGGACAGCACCCCCUAUUUCUUUUCUGGGACCGACGAACGCGGGAACUUGAGGCAUACCGUCAUCAGACAUUAGGGCCUGUACGUGGGUUUGUGCCUUUUCGAAUAAUAAAUUCCGGAUACAUCUACUGCUGUGAGGGGUUUGUCGAUUUUGCCUCUAUGGACACAUAUUGUCGGCCAACAGGUCAAGGAUGGUUAACUCGCCGCAUUCACCUUGGCGUUACUCCCCAUUUUGUGGUGUACCAUCCGCCAGCAAGGAGCUGUUUUGUUGUGACAUCAAAGAAGGAGCCUUUUCGACCUCAAAGAGCUCCGUUUGACGUUCAAUUAAACAUUGUGUACGAUGAAGAGUCGGGCGGUGUCCAGAGCAUUACAACCGAGGCACCUGUAAGUAACAUGCCACCCAUUGCCCCAAAUGCAGGUAUUCGUGUGCCAAUGGCAGAUCGAUUUGAAAUUCGCUUGAUGUCUACCACAGACUGGGCUUGCACGGAUACACUUCUCCUGGAAGAAAAUGAGCGAGUACUAGGGGCACAAAUGAUGGAGAUUCAGUGUGAGAGGGAUGCAGAGGGUCUUCAUACGGCACCUGUCUGUGUUGUGAGUACAGCCUUCCCUCUUGGGGAAGAUAUUACCUGCAGGGGCCGCAUUCUUCUUCUUGCAACAAUUUGCACGAAGAAGAAGCGGAAGAUUGUUCUUUUUCAUUCGGAGCCCUUGAAUGGCCCAGCCACCGCGGUUGUGGGGAUUCGUCACCACAUUGCCGUUGCCGUGGGUGGGACGAUCAAGCUAUUUCGCUUUGAUUGGAGCAACAGGAAACUGGUAGUAGGGGCUUUGCUGUAUGCAGGGACUUAUGUGACGAGAAUGUCUUCUUUCCGCAACUACCUUAUUUACGGAGACUUGUCGCGUUCUUGCGCAAUUGCCCGCUUCAACGAGGAGAAUCACACACUGAGUGUGCUUGGAAAGGAUCGCAACGCCGUGUCGGUGGUUCAUUGUGACAUGAUGUACCACGACCGUGCGUUCGGUUUGUUGUGCUCUGAUGACGAGAGGAAUUUGCUUGUGAUGGGUUACACGCCACGUGUGCAGGAAACUGAGGCAGGGAGUCCGAACAAGGUGCUUGAGUCUGUCUUGUCGCUUGAUGGGGAGUAUCGUCUUUCUGGUGGCUGCUUGGUUAAGUCUCUGCGUUUCCGCUCCCUCGCUGGAAACUCCAGUGUCACGCUUUACGUCACCAACUAUGGCGAGAUUGGGUUCAUUGUACCGAUUGGCGAGCAGGCGAAUCGGACGGCGUCAUGGCUGAUGCGUCGUCUUCAGAUUGACCUGCCGCACAGCGCAGGACUCACCCCUCGAAUGUUUCUUGGUUUGAGUCAAGGCUCGCCGCGGACGGCAAUGCGGGCGAAGGAAAUGCUCGUGUCUGCCUCGCUGCUGAACGAGUUCUUUUUCCUUGACAUUCACUCGCGAAAGACCAUUGCGUCUGCCGCCUACACGCAGUUGGAACGCGUCACCAACGUCGCUUCCCUCGUUUACGAAGAGUGCAAUUUAUUCUAA